Perca fluviatilis (European perch) is the source of this 4542-nucleotide messenger RNA. RefSeq names its product SKI family transcriptional corepressor 2 (gene skor2). Gene Ontology annotation, cellular component: nucleus; transcription regulator complex. Gene Ontology annotation, molecular function: SMAD binding; RNA polymerase II cis-regulatory region sequence-specific DNA binding; DNA-binding transcription factor activity, RNA polymerase II-specific. The transcript is spliced from 9 exons. Gene Ontology annotation, biological process: negative regulation of BMP signaling pathway; negative regulation of transcription by RNA polymerase II. Bases 229 to 2646 code for a protein of 805 amino acids. The record is from RefSeq and is a predicted model, not a curated record. NCBI's taxonomy places the organism in Eukaryota, Metazoa, Chordata, Actinopteri, Perciformes, Percidae.
CUCACGAGCAGCUCACUCGACAGUUGAGACGAAGGCGGGUACCGAUUCCGUGUGUUUCCCGGACAUAACUCAGUAAAAUCUGUCCGUUUCCUUGCUAAAAAUGAGUUUUUUAAAGCUGUGUAGGAUACAUCGAUUUGUCUCGUGACGGGGAUAUUUUUGGACUCAGUGACCGUUUUGGGAGUAUUCUUGGGAGUCAGAGGUCUUUCUACCAACAGUUUUCCUCCAAGUAUGGACAAGACCCAUCUUUCGAGCCCUAAUGAUAUCAUAAUGACGAGCUCAACAGGCCCCUACCAGCAGGAACCCCUGACACCACCCAGACCCGCCCAUCUCCACUCCUCAUCCUCUUCCUUAUCCUCCCCCUCUCCGUCCUCUUCCUCUUCACCCAUGAAGCCAAACCAGGUCGGCCAGGUCAUCCUAUACGGCGUUCCCAUUGUAUCGCUGGUCAUUGAUCACAAUGAGAGACUUUGCCUGGCACAGAUUUCUAACACGCUCCUCAAGAACUACAGUUAUAAUGAGAUUCAUAAUCGCCGCGUGGCGCUGGGCAUCACCUGUGUCCAGUGCACUCCGGUUCAGUUGGAGAUUCUUCGCCGGGCCGGUGCCAUGCCCAUCUCGUCACGCCGUUGUGGCAUGAUCACCAAGCGCGAAGCUGAGCGCCUCUGCAAGUCCUUCCUGGGAGAGAACGCACCGCCGAAACUGCCAGAUAACUUUGCCUUUGAUGUGACACACGAGUGCGCCUGGGGUUGCCGUGGUAACUUCAUCCCGGCACGCUACAACAGCUCCAGGGCCAAAUGCAUCAAGUGCUCCUUGUGCAACAUGUACUUCUCCCCAAAUAAGUUCAUUUUCCAUUCCCACCGCACACCAGACGCCAAGUACACCCAGCCCGACGCCGCCAACUUUAACUCCUGGCGACGGCACCUCAAACUCUCUGACAAACACCCAGCUGAUGAGAUGGUCUUCGCAUGGGAAGACGUCAAAGCUAUGUUCAAUGGAGGUAGCCGGAAGAGAGCGCUGCCCUCCUCAGCCCAUUGUUCCUCCAUCGGUUCUAUGAAGACUCUCCCAGGUUCGGUGUCUCACAUGAUGGGUGACUUGGGUGCUCAGAAAAGAGCCCGCUUUGAAGAUGAGGAUGAUCUGGAUGGAGGCAGUCUGUCUCCCCGUAAGACACCACGUAGCUACCCUGUCAUCCCUGUCCCAAGCAAAGGCUUUGGCAUGCUGCAGAAGUUCCCUCCCACGUCGCUCUUUCCCUCGCCUUACCCCUUCCCAGCAUUCGGCCUCUGCCAGCAGAAAAAAGAUGACAGUGAUGUUUCCGGUGGGCAGAAAGGAGCAGGGUUGUCAGGUCUUUUAUGGCCUGGCCGCAAAGACACUUUUUAUCCUCCUUUCUGCAUGUUUUGGCCACCAAGAGCGGCAGGAGGAAUCCCUGUCCCCACCUACCUCCAGCCUCAGCCCAGCGCCCUCUCCUCUUUGGCAGACAACCCUUCUCUCAGGCAGGCCUUUUUGGAUCUCUCAGAACCCAGCGAGCCUGUAGCUGUAACCGGCAACGAAAGUAGCGUCAGCGCGACCAUGGCCCCCGGCAGCACGACAACCACACCCAGAUCAUCUGGGCUGUUUGACCCAGAAUGCACCACAGUAACACCUGACCUUCGCCCUGUGACAUCAGAGGGCUGGCUCAAACUCCUGGACACCCCAACCUUCCAAGCCAGGAAGCCGAGCUACGGCUCAGCCUUCCGACCUGUGAUCAAGGAUGCCGAGAGCAUGGCCAAGCUCCACAGCAACGGCGGAGCAGUCGCUGGGGCAACAGACGAGGACUUUGGGGUCGUGGUCGCCCGGUCAGACCGCCAACAGCGGCUGUCGCCCAGCAGCAGCUGUAGUUACGGGAGUGAAAGUGGAGGCGAUGGAGAGGUGGAGGGAGUGGAGAGUGAGGAGGAGGGGGAGGUGGAUGUGGAGUCGUCGAAGCAGGAGGAGGAGGAGGAGGAGGGGAGCUUCACAAACAGGCCGCCACAGACUCAAAGCAACCUGUUUCUCCCUGCGUUGAGCGACGGUCAUGGAGAGGAGAGGGGGAAGGAGAGAGGGAGUGGCGCUGUGUAUACCAGCACCUCCCCUCCCUCCUCCUCGGACCCCAUCCAGCGGGAGUCCCCCAGCCUGCCUGCCUCCCCUACUGCCAGCCUGCCUCUCUCCAGCUCCACCCCGCCUCACCGAGAUGACCCAGCUUACAAAAACGUUCACAAAAAUAGAGAUGAAGGACUACCUGUGUACGCAACCAAAGACAACUCCAGCAUUUCUGAUGAAAACAAAGAGCAGAAUAGUUUCUUCGUACCAGACAGUGAAACGUCAGCACCCGACUACUGGAGGGAAAGCUCAGGUGAUCGAAGCCAAGGUGCUGCCUCUCCGGUGCCGCUAAAGAAGGACGUUGAGAACAUGGAGAAAGAGGAGCUCCAGAAGGUUCUGCUGGAGCAGAUUGACUUCAGGAGGAGACUGGAGCAAGAGUUUCACGCUCUGAAGGGCACCUCACCAUUUCCUGUCUUCCAUAAUUUCCAAGACCAGAUGAAACGAGAGCUCGCCUACAGAGAAGAGAUGGUCCAGCAAUUACAGAUGAUUCCCUACGCAAACAUCCUCAGAAAAGAAAAGAUCAGCUCCCAUCUCAACAAGUAAACAUAAGGCUGAGUCAAGAAAAUCCCACGUGAGAGGAAGAAGCUGCCUGGAUUUCUGUAAAUUUACCAAGAAGGAAAAAAAACAAACAUGAAAACCGACAGAGAAAUAUAGGAGAGAGGAGAGAGACACAAACAGAAAGAAAUAUGACACUAUAGUAUAUAAAUAUGUUUUCCUUGGACAGUGUUUUAUUUCUGAUUCUGUACUACAACCUCUGUUAAUAGCCCUGCACUUAAACUCUGUCUUACAAAAACACAUUUGGACCAGUUUGUCUGUGGGGUGGCACACUGAUAAAAGUUUCAUCCCUGUCUCCUUUUCCCUGGGUUCACUUUAUUUCCCAAACGGUCUGAACUGAAAUGGGCACAAACUGACGACAUCAGGGGAAACAGAAUGACUCCUGCUCUUUCCUCAUUGCUGCACUGGCAGUCAGACUCAAAGCUUUACCCAACCAGGACCAAAGCAACCACAACCUUUCUCGUCUUUCGUGAAUUUUAGGGCUGUUAAAGACCACCAGGAAGGCAGUUGGAGACUUUGUCACAAAAAAACAAAAAAACUCUGAAAUGUUAUGAGCUCUUUAAAGAUGAAGAGCAAGAAGAAAGAGUCAUAGAUACAGUAAGAAUGGCUGUUAUUGUCCACGACUCUGACUGCUGCUGGCCCAACUGUACAUACACCAGACUGUGGAUGAGGAUGGACUUCACACUAAGAUUGUUGCUGUUGUUGUUAUUAUUGAUGUUGCCGUGGUAUCACCAAAUGGGGACCCUAACGAGAAACAAACAUUCCAAGCUUUAUGUAUUGGCAACAUUUGAUCCUAAAGGGAUUCUCCUCAUCGUGUCCAGUUGUGUUUAAUGACCAAAAGAAAUCAUUAUUUCCACUGAUUAUCAACAUGGUCAAUCAUCACUGAUGAGGUCAGAUGCAUCAUGUCUAGUCUGUUAGAUGACCCGAACUUGAAUAUGCCAGAUGAAGAACAAAAUAAAGGGGGGAAAUGAAUGUAGUAUUGGUGUUUUGGAUGCAAUGAGACCAUUAUUAAUAGAGGGUGGUAUCGCAAAAAGGUUCACGCUUUAAGCAAACAGUUUGUACUCAUAGUUUUAGUAUUUGGGAGUGAUUUCUGAGUGAAUAAAAAAAUAAUUAAGUAUUAUGUUCAAUGCAGAUGUUGCUGCACUGAUUAUACGUUGUUCACCUUUUAUUCAUACAGGAAGAGUUACCUCAACAACAUCCUGUGUCACAUAGUUAAGAAGCAGUGUUCUUCUGUUAAUUAUAUCGAACAUCUGGAGAAUCCUUCGCUCAAAGGCACCCUGAAAGUAUUGUUAACCCUUCGCCCAAAUUUUCUAACCAUCAACCCACAGGCUUUACCUCCAGUCAGAGGGGAAGGUAAUAUUGCCAUCAUGGGCUAAAUGUGUGGGGUGUGAUCAGAUGGGGAAUCGACAUUUAAAGGCCAAUUCUUUUUACUUGUUUGCCAACCAAAUGAGUGUCCAGGCAACGAGGAGCAAAAGACUGAAGUUUGUCAGUGUUGUAUAUCUACCUGUAAAUUAUUUUUGCCUGACUGUAUAAACUGUCAUAGUGAGAAUACUGAACCUCACAGUCAGUCUAUCUAUAUGUGUUUGUUUGUUUAUUUAUUUGAGUAUCAGGGCCUAAGACCCUGAUUGUGAAAAUAUUAUUUAUUAUAAUGUUAAAGAAAAAGAAAGCAACAUGAUGAUGAUGAUGAUGGUGCAGUCAGAGUAUGUCAGAGAGAAUAAAAAUGAGAACUCACUCAUCUUGUUUAUAAAAUGAAAUGAAUGAAUGGAUAAAGUUGUCAUUUACUGAGAGCAAUGUUAUCAUCAUAAACUGUUAAUGCAGAUGUAUUUACAUAUGUUCUUGUAGUUUCUCUACUACUUAUGUGUAAAUUAAAAGUCUAUACAAUAA